UCGCCGGAAGUGAAGGCUUCCCGGUGGCCAACGUGGUGACUUUGGCUAGCGCGACUCCGCUAGAAACGCCGCUUUUGCCUUUAAAUUAGCCGCAUGCAUGCACCACUCGAUCGCGCACCAACGAACUAGGCAAGAACAAUUACUCACCAUGGAACUCUCCUCGACCUCAUCCCUUCCCCUUCUCCUCCUCCUCCUUCCUCUCCUAGUCGUACCUCUUCUUUACUUGUAUCUGCGGCGGCAGGAGCCCAUGAAGCAGCCUUGUGCCCAUGGACUCAAGGUCUACCCAAUCCUAGGCACACUGCCGCACUUGCUCAAGAACCAAGACCGCUUCCUCGAGUGGUACACCGGCGUGAUGCAGAGCAGCCCUACCCAUACCCUGGUGUUCAAGGUGUCGGGUCUCGCCGGCGAAGCCAUCACGGCCGACCCGGCAAACGUGGAGCACAUACUCAGGGCUAACUUUGGGAAUUACCCCAAGGGCGAGCUUACGGUGUCCAUGUUCGAGGACUUUCUUGGCCACGGCAUCUUCAACUCCGAUGGGGAGCAGUGGCUGUGGCAGCGCAAGGCCGCUAGCUACGAGUUCAACAAGCGCUCCCUUAGGAACUUCGUCGUCGAUGUCGUCCGUUUCGAGGUUGUUGACCGGCUGGUGCCGCUGCUGGAGCGCGCGGCGCGCGACGCGCAGACCCUCGACCUGCAGGACGUGUUGGAGCGCUUUGCGUUCGACAACAUCUGCCGCGUGGCCUUCGGCCAGGACCCAGCCUGCCUCGCCGUCGCCGAGGAGGGCAUGGCCGCGCACCAGAGCGCGGCGGAGUUCAUGGCCGCGUUCACCGUCGCGCAGGACACCAUCGUCGCCCGGGUCUUGUCCCCUACCAAGUGGAUGUGGCGGGUCAAGAGGCUGCUCGACAUGGAGCCGGAGAGACGGAUGCGCUCCGCGCUCGCCAACAUCCACCGCUACUCCGAGCAGAUCGUCCGUGACCGCAGGGAGGCUGGGCGGGCGCGCAGAGACGACUUGCUGUCCCGCUUCGCCGCAGCUGGCGAGCACAGCGAUGAGAGCCUCCGCGACGUGGUCACCAACUUCAUCCUCGCCGGCCGCGACACUACCUCGUCGGCGCUGACCUGGUUCUUCUGGUUACUGUCCACGCGGCCCGACGUGGAAGCCAAGAUCAUGCGCGAGAUCCGCGCUUCAGGCCAGGGCACGGCGAAUUUCAGCUUGGACGAGCUGCGCCAAAUGCACUACCUCCACGCGGCCAUCACCGAGUCGAUGCGGCUGUACCCGCCGGUGGCUGCCGACGUGCACAGCUGCAAGGAGGACGAUGUCCUUCCGGACGGCACGUUCAUCGCUAAAGGGUGGCUGAUGACAUACUGCGCCUUCGCGAUGGCUCGGCUGGAGAGCAUCUGGGGCGAGGACUGCGAGGAGUUCCGGCCGGAGAGGUGGCUUGACGGGGAGGGCGUGUUCCGGCCGGCGAGCCCGUUCAAGUACCCAGUCUUCCACGCGGGGCCGAGGAUGUGCCUCGGAAAAGAGAUGGCCUACAUACAGAUGAAGUACAUCGUGGCGUGCGUGUUGGAGAGGUUCAGCCUCCGGUACGUCGCCGGCAAGGGGCAUCCGAAGCUCGUAAUGUCAAUGACGCUGCGGAUGAGAGGCGGCUUGCCAAUGCAGGUGAAGAACAAGGGAGGCUAGCUAGCUCGACUGCUAGCUUGGAAUAGUCUGUUUUCAUUGCAAAUCACAGUUGCUCUCUACUCCAGUUUCUAGCGCUCUUGUAUCGUACUACUUGUAAUAAUGUAUAUCACUAUUAUGCUUCCUUUAUAAUGUAUUGUACUGGAGGCUACUCCAUUUAAAAUUUUACUAUGCUUCUAAUAAUGUAUAUCAUUACUCGCGUGGACUAUUUAUAUUUACAUCAAUGGAAAUAAGAUUAUUGCAUUGAUACUUACUGCUUUUUUUUUGCGAAUCUACUGCUUUUUGCUAGGAUGAUAAUUUGUUUCUAAUUUUUUUUUGUGAAUCUAUGCUAUAAAAUAUGUAUAUAUACGCCCGUAUGUAGUCUUUAUUGAAAUCUCUAAAACGUCUUAUAUUUGAAAACGGAGGGAGUAAAAAAGUAUCCUACGACCGAGCUGGCCCCUAGACACCGGAUUCCCAUUUCAAAAGCCUCCCGUGCAUGUAAAUUUUACCCGCAAAUAUUGAGUUCUGAACUUUUUUGGGGGUACAUAUUGUAGAAGGAAUAGAGAAGGAGAUUGACGUAAUGCGGUGGAUUAUAUUGUUGUAUUGCUUGAGCCUCGUCGACAUGUAUAUAGGAGUACAUGAUCAACUUGAAGAACAAGACAAGUUAGAACAAAUCUUAAUAUAUCCUAUACUUUCUAAUAAUCACAAUACUCAACAUCCCCCGCAGUCACAAAGGUAGCGACGCAGACGGUGAGACUGGAGAAGAAUCCUCAGGUAAGCUGACGAACACCAUCCCCCCUCCCCCCAGUCGUAACGAUCGAUGCAUCUCAGAAGAUGUGGCUAGAGUGAAAACCGAUGAGAUUACUCAAGCAAGUGGGCCCUUUGUGCCGAUGUCAAUGUAGCCGAGAGCGUAGGAUGGUGUAUCCAUGUUCGAGGUAGCCAUGCGAGGGAUGACACGGUCGAUGUUGAGUUAGUUGCCAUGGCGCCGCGGGCUCAAGGAUGCGUCGUGUUAUUCAUGGGAGCAGUGGUGUCGAGGUAGUGGUGCGCCGGGAAGAAGACAGUGUUGAUGAGUCGUCACGCCAGGUUUGUCAAGGCCGGGGACACGUCGUGGACGAAGGCACGCGUCGUUGUUGCCAGCAUCGGCAUCCGUAGAUGGAGGAAGUCGAUGUUGACGAGGUGCCACACCCGGCUUACCAGGCCCAAGGACACGACAUGGACGAAGGCACACGUCGGUGUUGCCAGCACUGGGCAUGCCUAGAUGAGGACCCGCACGAGUUGUACGCCAUUGUAACACCCCUAUGUAAGGAGCUACAGUGAUCAUCAUCAUAAAGCUAAGCUACUUUGAUUAACUAGUCUUGGUCAUCGUUCAUUCAUAUCUCAUUUCAAAUUCCACUUCAAAUCAAAUUCAAAUUUUAAGAGAAAUUAAGAAUUUCACAAAUAAGAAACUAAAAAGUUCAUGCAAUGGCAAAUAAUCAUUGAAUAAUUUUCAUGGUGAAACCAACAUUUUAUAAAGUAAUUAAAUACCCUAAAACAAUUAAAACAGGGGUCAAAAAUAUUUUAAUUGCUUUUACAAUUAUAAGAAUUCCAAACUAAUUUAAAAGCCUCCCAAACUUUUUGUGGCAUUGUCCAAAAUUGCACUUUAAAUAAUGGGCCAAGUUCCUAUUUUUACUAAGCCUAUUUGCUAGUUAAAAUAAUUACAAAACUGAAUUAAAUUAAAGAAAACAGAAAAAUAAAAAGAAAAAGAAAAGUGGCACAGCGCCGGCCCAGCC
Aegilops tauschii subsp. strangulata is the source of this 3420-nucleotide messenger RNA. RefSeq names its product cytochrome P450 CYP94D108-like. Gene Ontology annotation, molecular function: heme binding; monooxygenase activity; iron ion binding. The record is from RefSeq and is a predicted model, not a curated record. Lineage: Eukaryota; Viridiplantae; Streptophyta; Magnoliopsida; Poales; Poaceae.